AUGGCAUAUAAUCUUGAAGAAGUCAAUCUCUGGAUGUGUGAAAGUCUACAUAGUAUUCAUCCAUCUAUUUUAUCUCUCCAAUCUCUUGUUAGAUUGAAUGUUUGUUUUUGUCGGGAAUUAGAAAGUCUUGAAAGUGAGACUCAUUUAGAAUCUCUCUCUUACCUUGAUUUUGGCUUUUGUAAGAGCCUCCGGAAAUUCAGUUUGUCAUCAAAGAAAUUGGGGAGUUUGUAUUUCAGUGAGACUGAAGUUGAAAUAUUGCAUUUGCUGCCAAUGGGAGGUUUCACGGAGCUCAAAAUCCUUGUGAUUUAUAAGGGUGAAAGAUUAAGGAGUCUUCCGAUAAGUGAGCUAUGUGGCUUGACAAAUCUUGAGAAAUUUAGAAUUUUGAAUUUCCAACAGGUGAUCCACACAACAGAGCUGCGCUCUCUUUUUGAUGCUUGGCGUAAUUUAAAAGACCUAAGUUUGGAAAGAUGCAGUUACUUGCUGGAAAUCCCUGACAAUAUCAAGGCCUUAACAAGCUUGAAAAUCAUGAUCUUGAAAGACUGCGAGAGGCUUAAGUCUAUACUUGGACUUCCUCCCUUCCUUAAAGUAUUAUAUGCUGGAGGAUGCACUUCAUUAGAGAUUGUAUUCUCUGAUUCUCUAGUUCAAAAUCAGUGUCAAUUUCAUUUCGAUGAUUGUAUAAAGUUGGAUGAGUGUUCUCUUCGCUUCAUUGAGAAACUAACUCAUUUCUCUUUGACUUCAGCCUGUGAGGAUAAGAAGCUUCGUUUUGUUUGGGCUUGUUACCCCGAAAGCAGAGUUCCAAAAUGGAUGGAAUAUAAACAUCAGAUAGAGGCUUCCAAUGCUAUGGAAGUCAUCUGCAAUCUCAAACGAUCACCCAUCAUAUUGUGUUGCUGCAUUGUUCCUUCUCAUCUUUGCUCACCUAAAAUGUUGACGAUCUACUGUGAUUUCUCUUAUGAUGAUGACAACAAAUUCCGCAGUUCAUUUUUUGCUUCCUCCCUCCUUAAAAUGAAUUCGGAUUGUGUUUGCAUAUGGCACAUGGAAUUGGAAAGGGAUUCGUUUGGUGCUGGAGCAGGUGAUGUUGCCAAGAUUUCAUGUGAAUUCUCUGCGGACUAUUACGUUGAUUUUGAUCAUGGAGAGGUAGAGACAGUUCCAAUGAAAGCAUGUGGAGUGCACGUGACAUAUAACUCACAGUCAGACUCGGAUGAAGAGCGACUCCCUCCAACAAAUCUCAUGACGACUUCACCUGUCACCCCUUGCAACUAA
Molecule: messenger RNA, 1260 nt
Organism: Prosopis cineraria
Lineage: Eukaryota; Viridiplantae; Streptophyta; Magnoliopsida; Fabales; Fabaceae
Product: disease resistance protein LAZ5-like
Exons: 1
Coding region: 1-1260 (419 amino acids)
Source: RefSeq, a predicted model, not a curated record